Messenger RNA from Passer montanus (Eurasian tree sparrow), 772 nucleotides. Its product is annotated as interleukin-8-like. The record is from RefSeq and is a predicted model, not a curated record. Gene Ontology annotation, cellular component: extracellular region. Gene Ontology annotation, molecular function: CXCR chemokine receptor binding; chemokine activity. Gene Ontology annotation, biological process: antimicrobial humoral immune response mediated by antimicrobial peptide; cellular response to lipopolysaccharide; chemokine-mediated signaling pathway. Lineage: Eukaryota; Metazoa; Chordata; Aves; Passeriformes; Passeridae. Bases 88 to 450 code for a protein of 120 amino acids. The transcript is spliced from 4 exons.
AGGCUGUUGGGAGUGCACCUUUCAGGUAUAAAACCUGAUGGGAAACAGCACCAGAACAGGACCUCUGUCAAGAAAACGUGCACAGCAAUGGAUGGCAAAUCUGUUGCUGUCACUUUGGUUCUCUACUUGGUCGCAAUGGCAGGGUCAGAAGGUAAGGCCUUGGAGGAGACAGAUGAAAGAGGCUCCCAAUGCCAGUGCAUAAGCACUCAUUCCAAGUUCAUCCCUCCCAAGACUAUUCAGGAUGUGAGGUUAAGCCAAAGAGGACCUCACUGCAAACAUGUGGAAAUCAUAGCUACGCUGAGGGAUGGCAGGGAAGUGUGCGUGGAGCCCGCUGCGCCCUGGAUCCGGCUCACUGUAAAGGCUCUGCUGGCCAGGGCCAGGGACACUGUUGAGUCACCAGUCAAAGAAAAGUCAAGGAAGAAUAAACCUUGGAUUUCUGCAAGGUCAUGAAAUGAGAGAAAACAUUGCUGCUGAGAAUUCCAUGAUUUCUGAUGAGAAUGGCCCCUCUGCUACAUCACUACAAUUGAUUAUUUUUCUUUCCCUGAGAUGGUUGCUGAUUCAUGUUAUUUUCUUUGCUGUCGCUCUUUCUAAACUUCUCUCUGUGAUAGAUCAAGGAGUUCAAUGUUAAUGAAAGUGUUUAAGUGUUGUAAGGAUGAGAAUAAACAAGAUGAAGUUACUUACCCCUAAAUGGCCUGACUUAAACAGAGGCAGAAUGGAUAGAAUAAGCAAACACAUGAAAAAGCACAUAAUAAAGAAACUUCUGUGUAGCUUU